GUGUAAUGUUCAUAAACACCUCAGUGCCUCUGUGCGUCCCACUGCAGCCCUGGAAGGUCUACCUGUUGGUUGGACAUGAAGUCUACUCCAGUCACUAAAGCUGCAUCCUUAAUGUUGCUGCUGCUGCUGCUGCUGCCACUAGCAGCAGUUUACUGCUACAAACCCGUCGUUAUCGUGCAUGGUAUUUUUGAUGGACCCAAACAGUUCAAAAGGUUGUGUCAGUUCAUCACCAAGGUGCAUCCAGGUACUGAAGUUUCAGUGAUUGACUUGUACGAUCACCUUUCCAGUCUGAAGCCAAUGUGGACGCAGGUCACAGGUUUCCGGAAAGCCAUUGACCCGAUCAUGCAAAGAUCUCCCAAUGGCAUUCACCUUCUGUGCUUUUCACAAGGUGGUCUAAUUUGUCGAGCACUCCUUUCCACUGUUCCACAUCACAAUGUUGACACUUUUAUCUCUCUGUCAUCACCACAGGCUGGGCAGUACGGAGACACCGUUUACCUGAAAUGGAUAUUUCCUGAUCACUUCAAGACAACAGUGUUUAGUAUUUGCUACAACACAGUGGGACAGGAAGUGUCCAUUUGUGAUUAUUGGAAUGAUCCUUACCACAGGAACCUCUACCUGGAGAGCAGCAAAUUCCUGGCACUGCUCAAUGGUGACAGACUGCACAAAGAGAUGAAGGCUUGGAGGGAAAACUUCCUGCGUCUCAAAAAGCUUGUGCUGAUUGGUGGACCCGAUGAUGAUGUCAUCACACCAUGGCAGUCCAGUUACUUUGGGUUCUACAACCAAAACGAAGACAUUAUUGAAAUGAGGAACCAGGAGUUUUAUGCCAAUGAUACAUUUGGGCUGAAGACGCUGGACACCCGUGGAGAUGUGUCAGUGUGUGUUCUCGCUGGUGUCAAACACACUUCCUGGCAUUCAAACUACACCGUGUUCACCAGCUGCAUGGAGAAGUGGUUGAUAUGAAGACAAUAGCGCCUCAAGAGUGUCAGUGAAGUCACUGACACCACACAGGCCGAGCUACUGAAACUAUUAACACAUACAUCCAACAUAUGUUUAUGAGUCAGUAAUCACAGUAUGAAUGCAAUGGAUUUGUUUCUCUUUUUGUUUUUCAUCAUCACUACUUUGUGGGACAUAGAGGACAGAAGUCUUGUCCCUUAGUGGCUUUGAAUAUUUUUUCUCUUUAUUGAUGUGGCAAUAAUAGAGCAAAUUUCAAAUUGUCAACCAAACAAUUUGUCAGGGUUUGAGUUUUGUUUGGUUAUCUGUAUUAUUUUCUUUCUUUUGAUCUGUCUGUUAUUUUUCGUAUUUCAUUGAUUUUGGUUUCUUUAUUCUCUUGCUGGGGUUUUUCUGCUUGGGUCUGUCUGUCUCUGCUUGUCUUUCUCUUGGUCUUAGUGAUGGGUGUUUCCCUCUCUCUGGCCACGCCCUUGUUCUGGUGCUUCCAUGCACACCUGUUUCUGAUUUGCUGAUUAUGACCUGGGGCUAUAUAAGCUCACUGAGUGGUUUAGUUCCUUGCCAGUGUGUUGUGCCUUGUGCUUUCAUUCCAGCUCUGUACCUGUGGUUUUAGUCCUGCCUGCCUCCUUGUGUAUUCCUGAUCUCCAGCCUGUUGCAUCAACCAUGCCUUUUGCCUGAUUGUUUUUUUACUGCCUACUCAUGUACUGACCUCUGCUAUCCAAUAGAGUAAAGCCUUAUAAAAACGAGAGGUGUUUGUUUGAGCCAUGCAUUUGUGUCCAGCAAUUCCUCACCAUCCAGCCUGUUAGAACAAACUGUCACAAUUGCAUAGAAUUUUGCUUAAUUUCCUUAAUUGGUAAUGAGGUUGGGCUUGGACAGCAAAAAUGUAAAUAAAUUGGUGAUCCAAGUAAAACUAAAAUGUGACUUCACGUAAAACAAUUCAACAAUUAACCAAACAGAAAAGUAUGAAGUCAUGAAAGAUGAGAAAAGGAGUUCAAGCUUGAAGGAGCACUCUGACCAUGAAC
Messenger RNA from Thalassophryne amazonica, 1967 nucleotides. Its product is annotated as lysosomal thioesterase PPT2-like. Gene Ontology annotation, molecular function: thiolester hydrolase activity. The transcript is spliced from 8 exons. NCBI's taxonomy places the organism in Eukaryota, Metazoa, Chordata, Actinopteri, Batrachoidiformes, Batrachoididae. Bases 76 to 960 code for a protein of 294 amino acids. The record is from RefSeq and is a predicted model, not a curated record. Gene Ontology annotation, cellular component: lysosome.